UGACUUCCGCCGCCCCUCCGUCUUUAGCGCAGCUAGCUUGACGCAGCAGCGGAGAACCAAACGGAGGCAGAGCGGAUCAAUUUGGAGCCACGGCGGUUGAUCGGGAUUAUGCGGCGACACUGAUUGCUGUAUCGGCUGAACACUCUGUCUCCUCAUCGUGUCCAGCAGCUGUGACGUCACCUCAGUCUCCAGGUGUUAGUCUGUCCCCGGCCUGUAUGCAGCCUGUCCAGGGCCCGGCCUAAUUCCUGGUGCUCCUUCUUUUCCCUCCACCUCCUCCCUCCUUUCCCUACCCUCCUCCCCCCUUCGCCCCCUCCCUCCGUCCUCACCCCGGCCUGGUGUCCCAGCGUUUAGCCCCGACCGGCGGCCCUGCUGGCUGCCCCUCCACAGGUGGAUGAAUGAAGACCCCAUUCAAGAGCCCAGCGCCCCGCGGCCCCCCCGAGCGGACGGGGGACAUUCAGGUGUGUCUGCAAACAUGAUGAAGAAGAAGAACUCACACAAGAAACAGAGGACUAGCGUUGGUCCCAGUAAGACUCUGGCUCAGCCCAGAAGGAACAUCGUGGGCUGCAGGAUUCAGCACAUCUGGAAGGAAGGCAGUAAGUCGUCCCAGUGGAAGGGGACGGUCCUGGACCAGGUCCCCGUCAACCCGUCCCUCUACCUGAUCAAGUACGACGGCUUCGACUGCAUCUACGGCCUGGAGCUGUACAGUGAUGAGAGGGUGGUGGGGCUGGAGGUGCUGCCCGACAGAGUGGCUCCGGCCCGUGUGAGCGACUCGCUGCUGGCGGAGACGAUGAUUGGGAAGGCGGUGGAGCACAUGUUUGAGACGGAGGACGGGCCAAAGGAGGAGUGGAGGGGGAUGGUGCUGGCUCGAGCUCCCAUCAUGACGUCCUGGUUCUACAUCACCUACGAGAAGGACCCGGUGCUCUACAUGUACCAGCUGCUGGACGACUACAAGGAGGGAGACCUACGCAUCAUGCCCGACUCCAACGACAGCGUGGCGGCAGAGAGGGAACCUGGAGAGGUGGUCGACAGCCUGGUAGGCAAACAGGUGGAGUACGCCAAAGAGGACGGCGGGAAGCGGUCGGGUAUGGUCAUCCACCAGGUGGAGGCCAAGCCCUCCGUCUACUUCAUCAAGUUCGACGAUGACUUCCACAUCUAUGUCUACGACCUGGUCAAGACCUCCUAAGACCAGAAAACCCGGUCCAGGACCCCCACAGAGACUUACCGAGACCUGCCUAGACCCACCGAAAAAAAAUCCCACCAAACCCCCCCAGUGAAGUAAAACUACAGCUAGGGUUUAAAACAUCCACCAUCUAUAGAGACGCCUGAGACAGAUGAUACCACCCUUCACUCUUUGUUUUCUGAAACGCCUUAAACACAAGAAAAAUACCUGCCCCCCACUAAGACAGGAAAACUACAACCAGCUCCAGGUCUUCAGGUGAAUCCAUCAUCUAUCAUUAGUGUCCAGAUCUCUGUGGACUCUGUUAGGAAGUUUCCUCCAACACAAAGAAGACCAGCGACCCUGUUUUAUCUGGAAUAACUGAAACCUGUGUUGUUAAAUUAGAUUCUGGAACAUUUGUGGCCACAAUAAACAAAAACUUCUGCGAGGACCCGACCCUGAGAUCCUCCAGAUGAAACAAAAAGCUCCCCUGAUGGCCCAGAUAUCAUUUCCUGCAGAGUCGCAGCAGGUCUGAAACUGUUUAAUUGAACAGAAAGACCUCCUCCCCCCUCUCCUGAAACCCUGUCAGACCGCUCCAGACCUCCGUCAUCAGAGGACGGGGGGGGGGGCGGACAGGUCUGAGUCUGCCGGGGUUAAUGAAGGGACGGGACUGAAAGCCGAACCAUCGUCUGUCUCCGUCUGUAUCUAUAGAAGGUGUACUGUUCUGGUCACACAGGAGGAACUCCAAUCACAGAGCAUUUUACUGACCCCGCCUCCCUGCAGGUCACCUGCUAACGAACAAAGAUGCUGAGUGGAAUAAAGUCUGAAGGACGCCGCGGAGAGGACACGAGACUCUUUUCUUUCUCCAUUAUUUUAGCAUUUUGUCUUUUUUUUUCUGCUGAUUCCUACGUUACCCAGAAUGACUUUCAGUUUGACAUCAGACGGUCGGAGAGGCUCAGGUGUGUUUGUUCAGCUGCAUCAGUUGGUCCAAAGCAGUCUGAGAGCAGCUGUCCUCAUAAAACUGCUGCUCACAGGUCGCGCUCCUGGUCGCCGCCCUGAUUCAGUUUACAGCAGGAAUGCUAAUGAUGCUAACGAGCUGUGUCCAAGUAUUGAUGAUGAAAUAUGUUCACACAAACUCUUCAUGGAAUCUGAUCCAGAUUCAAAGGAACAGACGUAUUUUGGGAAAUCCUCGUUUAUCAGACGUCCAGAUGUGUUUCAGCUGCUCAACAUUUAUAAUCAGAUUAUAACCAUUUAAUAAGUGGUUUAUAACACACUGCAGUGUAGGUGGAUGUAAGUGUUUAUUAAUUUGUAGUAUUUUAUAACGUCUGCUAUAAAGACAGAAUUCUGAUUUGUAGAUUUUAAAUAGAGUCUUUGCUGAUUUUCAACCAGCUCUGUGUCAUCCAGGGCUUCAACUAACGAUACUGUUAUUGUUGAUAAAUCAAUCAGCUCUUUUCUCAAUUAAUCAAUUAGUUAGUUUAUAAAAUGGCAGAAAAUGGUGAAAAAUGACGUCCUCAAAUGUUUGGUUUGUCCAUGACCCAAAAAUAUUCAGUGCACUGCCACAGAGGAGGAAAUAAACCAGGAAGUAUUCGUAUUUAAGAAGUUUCAGUGAGAAUUUUAACUUUUUUUCCUUUAAGAAAUAACUCAAAUUGAUUUUUAAAUUAGUUGGUGAUUAAUUUAAUCGACGACAACUAUUCAUUGAAUUGCUGCAGCUCUGUGUCAUCACAGUGUGAUGAGAUAGAUAGUGUUUGUCUUCCUUCCAUGUAGCCAGCGUCUGGACGCUGUGUGACAUUAAAUGCGUCUUCGAAAUCCGCCAGUAAGUGAAGGGGAGCUCUGGGCGCUGGUGUCGCUAAGGGAAGCCAAACAACUAUCAUCUGCCCUCACUACCAUGACACAGAGCCGGCUGAAAAUCUUCAAUGCUUCCCUUUAAAGGGGGAUUUAUAGUUGUGAGGCAGACCCUACGCCGUUGUGUCAAACACACAUUAAACACACAUUAAACAUGGCUUAAUAGAGACUAUUUCAAACACAAAUCAGCUUCACUAUAACUCGCAGCAUUCACAGACUGCUGAUCUGGACUCUGGACUUUAUCUGGACACAUUUUCCCCACAAAUACAACAUGCUAACGUUAUUAGCACAAGCCUAUGGCAUUUUACAUUGUAUAAAUUAGCCUAGCAGCUAGCUGAUUUAUUUUUAUUUGAUUUUCUUCACAAUUUAUUGUUUCUUAUAUGUAAAAUUAAAGACGCAGAAGUAUAAAUCCCACAUUAAUAAACACGUCUAUAUCUGCUUACAGCUACAUUACAGUGUGUUAUUAACCAUUUAUUACAUGUUUAUAUUCUGCUUAUAAACGUAAAAUAAUGUGUUGAUCGUGGAGCAACGACUGAAGCGUUUCCCAAAAUGUCUGAAUGUUCCUUUAAUUGAUUCCCUCGGACAGCUGAUGCAGUAUCGAUCAGUUCUGAUCAGUCCUGAGUUCAAAUCAAAACCAAAAUGUUGCCACAACUGAACCGCAGUGAAGGUGAAACUGUAGCAGUCAUGAUGCCCCGCCCCCUGUCUGAGGCGCUGUAUUUUGAUUGGCUGGACUCGAGCACAGAUGUGGCUUGUGAUGAGAUCAUCAUCUGUUGGAAGUUGAUUUAAAUGUUUUUAUAAAUUCUGUCCCCUUCUUCUUCUUCUCUUCUGCUUUUAUAUGUUUAUAUGAGCUGACACGUACCGACGCCUUGUUUCCUCUGUAUAUUACCUGUUUUAUGUCGCCGCCCUCCUGUCCUGUGUAUACUGUAUAUUACCUCGUUAGAUGUAGGACGCUCACGGCUGAAAUUCACAUUUCAACCACAAUGACUGAAGAUUUUAUCCCAACUGAACUCCACUGAAUCUGGUUGGUUUGUAGGAUUGUUUUUUUUCUUUAAUCGUACGUUGACUGACACGUCUCUCCUUUUCUUAACGGACUCAGGUCCGGGCGCUCCUCCCUUACAGUUGUUUCACUGCUCCCUAUAAAGCGCUCCCCCUUUUUAACAGUUAGAACUCAGUCACGGGGGCGGGGGGGCAAUAGAAGAUUCUCUGUCUCCCACAGUCCUGUGCUCUAGCUGAUGUAGCUCCACCCACCACAGUGACAUUAGCAUAAACAGCCAUGUUGCCUGAUCCACGUUUCAUGUGCCUGAAGGGAACAUCAAAAAACUAAAUGUUUUCAAGAACGUAAAUGUUUCCAAACCAGCAGAUUUUCAUUCUGGAUCCCAACUGUUUUAAAUCUACAACACACUUCUAGUUUGAGUCCACGCCAUGGGUUCCACCACAUUACGUUCUGUUGUGAAGAUCAUUUGUUCUGAUUCUAGAAUUGAUUGACGCUUGGUUACUGUUCUAGAAUCUGCCAUUUGAUAUUGUGGAACACACCAGGUGUGAGAUUAAUUCUCAGUCUCUGGAUGUGGUGUUCCAGAAAAUUUUAUUUCAUUUUGGAAAACUCUUGGUCUGACUCUGGAAUCAUCUGUUAGCAUCUGCUCUAGAAUCUGUCGUUUGAUUUCGUGGAACGUAUUCCAUCUGAUUGUCGAACAUGGAGACUCCAGAACCCCAUGCCUUCUGAUUCUAGAACAUGCCCGAUUAUGGAUGAAUACUCAGCCUUCAGUCUCAGGCCAAGGUGUUCUAGAACAUUUUUGGGAAACUGUUGUUUAGAUUCUGGAAUCUGUCAUCUGUUAGCUUGUGUUCUAGAAUCUGUGGUUUGAUUCUGUGGGAUGUGUCCCAUCGCACAUUUGUUUUUCUGUAAUUUACAGCUUCAGGUUCUAGAACAUGCAGUCGACAUACCUUCUCAUUAUGAAACUCCUCCACGCUCUGGUUCUAGAACAUGCCCGGUUGGGCUUUUGAAGAUGUGGUGUUGAGUUCUAGAGCAUUUCACUCAAAUUUAAAUCACUUGUUCUGGUUCUAGAAUCUAAAGUUUAAGCACAUUCAUGACUGCUUUUCUGGAAUGCAUCGCAUCAAAACUGUGCGAGCCAUUUCUUAAACAAGGGUGAACAUGUCUGCUUUGAGCAUCAGAUUCCAGAGAGCACUAAGACUCUUGUUGUGGUUUGGAUACAUGCGUUCACAGUCUGGAGUCUGGGAUUCUAGAGUAUAUCAUUUCACCACAUUUCUCACUGUUCUAGAAUCUUUUUUACAUUUUAAUUUUAUUUCACUAAAAUACACAGCCACAAAUCCUAGAAUAUAGACUAGAAGCUUCUAAAACACCUAACCCUGCACAUUCUGGUUCUAGCACACGCCCAGUUCAGGAUGAAUUCUCAGUCUUAGGCUGUAGUGUUCUAGAACAUUUUGGAAAACUCAGUAUCUAUCCCAGAAUUUGUCGCCCGGUUGCAGAUGAAUUGUCGGUGUCAGGAUGUUGUGUUUAGUUCUACAACAUUUCAAUGACUUGUUCUGAUUCUAGAAUCUAACGGUUUUUUUUUGUUGUUGUUUUUCUGGAAAGCGCCAUUUUUAUACAACGUUUUGUUGAAGGGUGAACAGGUUGCUUUCAGCUUCAGACUCUGGAGAGAAACGGAGAGACUUGUUUUGAAAUGUGGUCUGGAUACGUGCGUUCUCAGUCUGGAGUCUAGGAUUCUAGAAUAUGUCGUUUCACCACAUUUCUCUCCGUUCUAGAGUCUUUUUUUGUAAAAUACACGAGAAAUUCUAGAACACGCAGAUUAGAAAAUCCUAUAACUUGGAGACUAGAACAUUCUAGAGGACACAUUUUCAUGUUGGGACCCACACACAUUGUGACUCCAGAACACUCCCAGUUAGGGACGAAUCGUAAGUCUCAGGAUAUGGUGUUGAGUUCUAGAACAUUUCAGUAACUUGUUCUGGUUCUAGAAUCUCUAACAUUGACUGCCCUCAAAUUCUUUCAAAAACAUGAGCCCUCUUUUUUUAAAUACAAAAACAUUUUGUUGAAGGUUGAAACAUUCCAGAGAGACGGAGACGCUGUUUUGAAAUGUGGUUUGGAUACGUGCGUUCUCAGUCUGGGAUUCUAGAAGAUAUCCUUUCACCACAUCUGUUUUUUAAAGAUUUGAUUUACCUUAAAUACAGAACUACAAAGUCUAGAACAAAGAGAUUAGAACAUCGUAGAACACGGAGACAUAGAACAUCCUUGAACACAUUUUCAUGUUAGAACCCCACACGUUCUGAUUCUAGAACACGUCUUGUUUCUAAAUUGAAAAUCUAUCCAGAAUGUCCGAAGGACAAAUGAGCGUCAAAUGAUUUAUUAACAGCGUAAGAAACGUGUUAGCGUUAAGCUGUCACAACCAUUCUCAAAUUUAGAAUUAAUAAUUUUGAGAUCAGAACAACAGUGACAAUAUUUCCAGUUCAAUCAGAUGAUGAUGAUGAUGAUGUUUACUUUGCCUCAGGUAGAGGUGUUUGUUUGAUCAGAUCACCUGGUUGGCCCCGCCCCUCUCUUCUGUUUCUUUAAUCUUCUGGUCACCAUGGAAACCUUCAGAAGGUCCCGUUCACAGAAAUCAGCUGGUGUCUUUUGGUUUAGUCUUCAAUGCCGUUAUUAACCGUUCACGUUAACCUGGAGCUUCAGGCUCGAUGAACCACAUGAUGUUUAGACUCCUGGGUGGUGGAGGGCGGUGGGUGGGGGGGUGGGGGGGGGGGCAAAGACCAGUGUCUGGGUGGAUCUUCAGCCUCCAUGACGUGGACAUGAGUAGUCGUCUGUUCAGGAGCCGACUCACCGUUCGUAUUUUACAGAAAAACAUUGAUCUGUAGUGUGUGAGAGAGAGUGUGUGUGUGUGUGUGUGUGUGUGCUGUGGAUCAGCCCCUGUUCAGAGCAGUGUUGUUUUUGCAUGCCGUAUAUAGCUCAGUGUAAAUCGAUGUGAGUUGCAUGUCUGUGUAGUUUCAGUUGUUCGGCUGACUUCUGUCUGUUGUGGCUUUUGGGUGCCUUUCGUUUGAUUUUUCUGUUUCUUUGUUUUUUUAAUUUCCUGGUUUCGUUUGGUACCGUGUGUCCCAGCUGCUGCUGUUUUUGGGGGUUAUUGAACAACAACAAAAAAAAAAAGACUAGAAAACUGAAAACAAAGCAGAUCCUCCUGUAAACAGAGCUGGCAGCAGUUAUGAUCCCGAGACGUUGACUGACUGGGUGUGAAUUCUGUUUUUGGGUGGAUUGUCCCUUUAAAGAGUGCCAACUACAGAUGCCAGUGUUGUACAGCAGUGAGAAGCUCCCACUAUUUACUAAAAUAAACCAUUUCUCUGUUUUUUCA
Messenger RNA from Epinephelus moara (kelp grouper), 7341 nucleotides. RefSeq names its product spindlin b (gene spinb). NCBI's taxonomy places the organism in Eukaryota, Metazoa, Chordata, Actinopteri, Perciformes, Serranidae. Gene Ontology annotation, biological process: gamete generation. The record is from RefSeq and is a predicted model, not a curated record.